Messenger RNA from Oxyura jamaicensis (ruddy duck), 3110 nucleotides. RefSeq names its product coenzyme Q8A (gene COQ8A). Lineage: Eukaryota; Metazoa; Chordata; Aves; Anseriformes; Anatidae. Bases 56 to 2005 code for a protein of 649 amino acids. Gene Ontology annotation, molecular function: kinase activity. Gene Ontology annotation, cellular component: extrinsic component of mitochondrial inner membrane. Gene Ontology annotation, biological process: ubiquinone biosynthetic process. The record is from RefSeq and is a predicted model, not a curated record. The transcript has 15 exons.
AGGGGAGCGGGCUGAGGUGGCGGCGGGCCGCGGCCGGCAGAGAAAGAAAUAAGUCAUGGCGGGGGAUGCCAUCAUGGUCAUGAGAGGUUUGACAAAGCUCAGUAAGGCGAUCCUGGAAACCCAAGCAGGACAGCUACGGCAGGUGAUCCUUGGUGGUGAUGCGGUUACUGUUGCAAGGAGUCUCCAGGCCGCUGCUGAACAGCAGUUUAGUUCUGCCUGGGGGAAAGUGCAGGAACUGGGCAAACAGCAGGAGAAUUUAAGUGAUCUGUCUGAGGAUUUUGGGAAGGACUAUGACUUCUCAGCCCGAGAGCCAUCAGAUGCUUCAAGGGACUUCUCUACUGCAUCUGCCAAGCCUCACGAACAAAGCAGUGAAGGCCCUGCUCACUCUUACACUACAAAUGGACCUUUUAGAAAUGUUGAGACUGGAGAUUCUGGCCUCAGUCAGAAGCCGUUCCCUCCCAAAAUGGAUGCAAGGUUAUUUGGAGGCUUUAGGGACCCUGGAAAUCCUUUCGCUACUGCCUUUGGACAAAAUAGGGCUUUUCACCAAGAUCAUUCCUCUGUUGGUGGAUUAACAGCUGAAGAUAUUGAUAAAGCCAGACAGGCCAAAACAGGUUCAGAGCAGAAACCCUACAAACAGAUGCUUAGUGAACGGGCCCGGGAGCGAAAGGUUCCUGUUACGAGGAUUGGACGGCUUGCCAACUUUGGAGGAUUAGCUGUUGGUCUUGGCAUUGGAGCAUUGGCAGAAGUUGCAAAGAAGAGCCUUCGACCUGAAGAACGCAAUGGAAAGAAAGCAGUGAUGGAUUCCAGCCCAUUCCUGUCAGAGGCCAAUGCGGAAAGAAUUGUGAGAACCUUGUGCAAGGUCCGGGGAGCAGCCCUGAAGCUGGGACAGAUGUUAAGCAUUCAAGAUGAUGCCUUCAUCAACCCCCAUCUCCAGAGGAUUUUUGAGCGCGUGCGUCAGAGCGCUGAUUUCAUGCCCAUCAAGCAGAUGAUGAAAACUCUGAACAAUGACCUUGGCCCCAACUGGAGGGAUAAACUGGAGUCCUUUGAAGAACGCCCCUUUGCUGCUGCUUCAAUUGGUCAAGUUCACCUGGCACGCUUGAAAAAUGGGAAAGAAGUUGCCAUGAAAAUCCAGUACCCUGGAGUUGCCCAGAGCAUCAACAGCGAUGUUAAUAACCUGAUGACUGUCCUGAGCAUGAGCAAUAUUCUCCCUGAAGGUUUGUUCCCUGAGCAUUUGAUUGAAGUCCUGAGCAGAGAGCUGGCCCUGGAGUGUGACUACCAGAGAGAAGCUGCCUGCGCGAAGAAAUUCCAGGAGCUGCUGAAAGACCACCCCUUCUUUUACGUCCCACGGGUAGUGGAUGAGCUGUGCAGCAAACACGUCCUGACCACAGAGCUUGUGUCUGGCUUCCCAUUGGAUCAAGCUGAAGGGUUGAGCCAGGAGAUCCGAAAUGAGAUCUGUCACCACAUCCUCGUGCUGUGUCUGCGGGAGCUGUUUGAGUUUAGGUAUAUGCAGACUGACCCAAACUGGUCAAACUUCUUCUAUGACCCACAGUUGCACAAGGUGGCUCUGCUGGACUUCGGAGCAACACGAGGGUUUGACGAGAAGUUCACAGACGUUUACAUUGAGGUAAUCAAGGCAGCUGCUGACAUGGACAGAGAGAGAGUACUGAAGAAGUCCAUUGAAAUGAAAUUCCUCACUGGCUAUGAAGUCAAGGAAAUGGAAGAUGCACACUUAAAUGCUGUCCUCAUCCUGGGAGAGGCUUUUGCGUCUGAGGAACCUUUUGAUUUCGGCAACCAAAGCACCACUGAAAAGAUCCAUGGUUUAAUUCCAGUCAUGCUGAAGCAUCGGCUUGUCCCUCCGCCAGAAGAGACCUACUCUCUUCAUCGGAAGAUGGGGGGAUCUUUCCUUAUCUGCACCAAACUGAAGGCCAAAAUUCCCUGCAAAAACAUGUUCCAAGAGGCAUACAGCAAAUAUUGGAGCACUAGGGGCAAGAAGCCAGAGGACUAAUCAGAAUGAACUAACGUAUCUUGUUCUGAGGGCACGGUUUGUCUGAGCCUUGCAAAGAAUGUUCUAGCCUCCCAUGUGUUGCACCCUAACUCUCCAUCCUCUUGAGAAGCAGCAGCCUGUGCCCUGGAAGCCAAGCGUGAGUUUCACGGAGACAAAGCUGUUCUUUGAUGCUCUGGCUGUCCGACACUAGCACUGCCAGGACAGUCCAUAGCUUGCCGGAAGCCGUCUCAAGUGCUUGUAUACGGUUUCAGGAUACCAGCCAACUACCUUGAAUACAUUUUUAACAUUGUGAUGAUAGCUGCAUAUUGUUUUUUUUUUUUAACAUACAGCAGGUGGGGGAAGGAGGACAGGAGUGGAAUUUAGUAUUGAAACAUGUUUGGAGUUCUUGAAAAAGUUUUUUUUUAAAAAAAAAACCUUCAUGCUUUCAUGCUAAGGUGGAAUUCGAGUAGCUUUCAUACUGUGACUUACAGAAUGAACUACUAAGGUAUACCCUACCACAGCUGCACUCAGCCCCCUUUCUCCUGUUUUGGUAAGUCAAGUGGCAGCAGUCCAAGAACCUUCCUGGAUUUUAGUGAUGCUGAUGUAAUGCAAAGGAUGUGUGUACACAUAACAUGAAGUUUUAUGUUUUCUGCUUCUCUGUGGCUUGCAAGGCAAACAUAGGAAACAUUUUAUAAACCUGUGAAUUAAGUGCCAAUAUCUUUCAAACACACAUACUCACACAACUCUUCUCAGUUCUGGGAGGCAAAUAUUAAUCAACAGAACUACAUCUGAGCACAAAUAGUGGGAUUCUUCACUGGCAGGUAGGUACUGACUUUGGUGAGUUAGAUAAGCUACAUCUCUGACACCAGUUGUUUGCUGGACUCCUAACUUGAAAGCUAGUCUGGGGUUUUGGCUGUUUUCCAGUAAUGUAGAACUUACGGCAAGGCAGACAAACACUUAAUGUCUCUCAUGAGCAUUUCAAGCUUCAACUGUCACACGUUUAAAACCAGACGCACAAUUUUAAACUAUUGGAGUCAAGCUAGCAAAUAUACUUUCUUAGAUGUUUUUUGUACAAAGCCUGUACCUGUAUGAGUUCUGAUUUCAAUAAAAAAGUGCUUGUGCUGUG